Staurois parvus is the source of this 335-nucleotide messenger RNA. Lineage: Eukaryota; Metazoa; Chordata; Amphibia; Anura; Ranidae. The record is from the annotation of a GenBank genome assembly.
UUUUCGUGGUUUUUUGAUUAUAGCGCAAAAAAUAAAAAGCGCACAGGUGAUCAAAUACCACCAAAAGAAAGCUCUAUUUGUGUGAAAAAAAGGACGUAAAUUUUGUUUGGGUACAGCAUUGCAUGACCGCGCAAUUAUCAUUUGAAUUAGUGCAGCGCCAAACAGCAAAAAAAGGCCUGGUCAUUAAGGACGGUAAAUCCUCAGGAGCUCAAGUGGUUAAAACAGUGAUAAAAUCAUACAUGAAAUUCAUCUAUUUAGUUUAAGUUUGUCACAAGAAAAUGAACUGCAUCUGCAGACUAUGAAGGAGAUUCAUCUGUAUUGACAGUGGAAAGAUG